AUGACUGCGGAUGCCCUGCAGGUGCGGGUCCUCCGCCUCACCGGCGAGCCAGUGGAGCUUGCAGUGGCAUCAGAAGCCACUGUUCACGAACUGAAGCUCCUUCUGAACGAGACCUGUGACGUGCCGUACUUCUGUCAAAAGGUAAUGCUGGGCCACGCGCUGCUCCAGGCUACAGAUGCUCUAUCCUCGCUACCUUUUCCCAUCAGUCUCACACUGGUGGUGGAUUCCUUCCAUCCCGAAGUGGCUCCGGCCUUGCAGGAGGCAGCUCGCCACGGCGACCUUCGCGCCGUAGAGAAGGCUUUGAGCGCCCCUGCAGACCCGAACCAGGCCGACGAGCAUGGUUGGACUCCGCUGAUAAUGGCCGCGCACGCCGGGCACGGGGAGGUCCUGCGUCUCCUCCACCGCGCCAGCGCGAACCUUGAGACUACCACGCCACACCGACGGACACCUUUCUUCGUCGCGUGCCAGAGAGGGCAUGUGGAAGCUGCAAGGGUUCUUUGUGAGCUUGGAGCGAACAAGGAGAAAGCAAGGACAGGUGGCUACACUCCGCUCCUCAUCGCGUGCCGUGAGGGCCAUGCGCCGGUGGUCAAGCUUCUAUGCGAGAUGCGAGCAGACAAGGAGCAUGCAGCCAUGCAUGGUUGGACACCACUGCUCCUCGCGGCGCGACAUGGCCACAAUGCUGUGACAAAGGCAAGAUUGGUGAAUGAAUGUUUGUGA
This is a messenger RNA of Symbiodinium sp. CCMP2592, 717 nucleotides long. Lineage: Eukaryota; Dinophyceae; Suessiales; Symbiodiniaceae. The record is from the annotation of a GenBank genome assembly.